This is a messenger RNA of Amaranthus tricolor (Joseph's coat), 1506 nucleotides long. Its product is annotated as protein PGR. The coding region runs from base 430 to 1293 and encodes 287 amino acids. Lineage: Eukaryota; Viridiplantae; Streptophyta; Magnoliopsida; Caryophyllales; Amaranthaceae. The transcript is spliced from 6 exons. Gene Ontology annotation, cellular component: membrane. The record is from RefSeq and is a predicted model, not a curated record.
GGGAGAGGGAGAGGUAGAGGCUAAUGCAACGAAGCUUUCAUGUUUCACACAAAUCACGUUCUAAGGAAUCGACCGACAUUCCAACAAAACUGUAGCAGCUGAUCCGAAAUUUCAAUCAAAGAAUGUGAUGGAUAGGACCUAUUUUACGAUGAGACGGUUUUCAUACAAGACUUGCUGAUCAUAUGAGUGUGAUCCCAUUCCCAUCCUCCGGGAGCACAUGGGAAUCUCAAGCAUCUAUUAUCGAUGGCGCACGAUGACAAUUAAACCACCAACAAUAAUUGACUACUUCUAUUCUAUAAUCAUGCAAAUUCCAAAUACAAUUUUUCUAAUUUUAAAGACAAAUUCCGGUGUGGUCUCCAACAAAUACUUGUAUAAUCACUCUUAGUAACUAAUUUCACUUCAACACUCACAAGAACUUCCAAAAAAAAAAUGGAUAGAACGUCGAUUCAACCUUUACUUGCAGCAUUAAUGGCGGCAAUUAUCGCUAUCCGAUCCUACAGGAAGAAAUCUCUCGAUCUUUCUGGCGCUAUUGUUGGUUUUCUCGUCGUCUUCAUCCAUCUCGCUACUAAUCUCAGGGCUGGUGCGAUGUUGUUGGUGUUUUUCUUCACUUCAUCCCAGUUGACGAAAGUCGGAGCUGAGAAGAAACGUCAAUCUGAUGCUGAAUACAAGGAUGGUGGUCAAAGGAACUGGAUACAGGUACUUUUCAAUAGUGCCAUUGCUUGUGCUCUGGUUGUGGCAAUUUGGAAGUUGAUUGGAUGGGAAGACAAGUGUUUGGACACUAGAGAAUCUGCACUCAUUACCUCACUCAUGGGUGGCAUAAUUGGUCACUACUCUUGUAGCAAUGGAGAUACUUGGUCCUCUGAAAUUGGUGUUCUUAGUGAUUCGCAGCCUCGUCUAAUCACUACCUUGAAGCCUGUUUGUAAGGGUACAAAUGGUGGUGUUACAACGACAGGACUUUUGGCAGCUGCUGCAGGAGGUGCUGUUAUUGGACUUACUUUUGUUCUCUUUGGCAUUGGCACAGCUGGAUGCCCUACAGACGUGGCUCUGAAACAAUUGUUGGUGAUACCUCUUGCAGCACUGGCUGGACUAGGAGGAAGUUUGCUAGAUUCUUUUUUGGGGGCAACUCUGCAAUUUAGUGGAUUCUGCAGUGUUCGUAAGAAGGUUGUAGGGAACCGGGGACCGACUGUCAAGCGAAUCUCAGGUCUUGAUAUCCUCGACAAUAAUGCUGUCAAUAUGGUCUCGGUGCUGCUCACCACCCUGCUGACUUCUGUUGCCUGUGCUUACAUAUUCUGACACUCUGGUUCUCAAGUAUGCCUUAGAAUAUGUUGAUUUGCAAGAUUCUGAUGCAUAAUUACUCAGAUUUUUGAUAGCCUGUAUUAUGCUCUAAGAUACUGAGCUGAUAAAUACUCCUCAACACAAACUGCCUAACAUGCUUUGAUGAAUUCUCAUUACCUUGAAGAUUUUACAGUUUAAUAGAUAUAAACUUCAUUAGUUGGCUGGUUAAAA